Molecule: messenger RNA, 2469 nt
Organism: Dujonia railenensis
Lineage: Eukaryota; Fungi; Ascomycota; Pichiomycetes; Serinales; Debaryomycetaceae
Source: the annotation of a GenBank genome assembly
AUGGAAGCUCAACAACAAGUGGGUGCACAGGCUCUACUUCUGUUAGGUUCCAAGGGAGACAAGAAUAUUGGGGUGCUUGAGGUUGAAGAUGGCGCUGUAGAUGAUUACCAAUUCCAGCAAGAUCUGCAACAUCAGCAGGAUCUGCAACAGCAAGAAUUACAGGAUCAAGACAAUAAUAUACAUGAUAUGCACCAGCAGAACAACCACCAUCACCUCCAGCAAUUAGAUGUUGGGGAAUUAGAUGAAGGAAGCAGUAAUCCGAACAAUGAAGACAGUGGUGCUAGAGUAGAUGGUGAUGAUGAUGAUGAUGAUGAUGAAGAAUCAAAGAACCAACAGUUGAACGAUGCAGUGGAAGCCGCUGUCAUGAGAUAUGUCGGGGGAACCUUGGAUAGCAGGAAGAAAAGGCGACAUGGUAGUGUGAGUAAUGCAGGAUCCGCUGGAGGGAGAGGUGGAACCAGUGGGGGUAAUGGAGUUGAUGAUCUUAUGACAGAUUUCAGUCCAUGGACUGGGUUUUUGGACGAGGAGCUUACACAGCAGCAGCAGCAACAACAACAACAACAACAACAACAACAACAACAACAACAACAACAACAACAACAACAACAACAGCAACAACAACAACAGUCACAGCAGCAGCAGAAUCAUAGUCAGCAACAGCAGCAACAGCAACAAGUUCCAGAAUUCCCCUACAAUGGAGGUGACGCUAAUAGAAAAAGGAGAAGAAAGAAAUUGCACGAUUCCAACGUGGAUCCGGAACUUACUGGGCUAGACUCAUCAGAACAUGAUCAGUUAGUGCAGGCCGCUAUUUUGGAUGCAAGGGAGUUGGCUAAGCACUUGGGCAAUGGUGGAUCUUUACAAGAACACGACGUAAUGGCAGCACAUAAUUCACUUCAUAACUUACCACCUCACCAAGCACAGCAAGUGAUUGCAGCAGCUACGGCUGCUGUAAACCAAAGUGAUAGCAUGAAUUCCAGAAGGAAAGUUCUUAAGAAGGGUGGACAGAAGCAACGCCCAAUUCAGCAACAACAACAGCACCAACAACAUCAACAACAUCAACAGCACCAACAGCAACAACAGCAGCAGCAGCAGCAACAACAACAGCAACAGCAACAGCAGCACCCGAACAUUCAGCUGGCUCUCAGGCAACUUCCCCUUCAGCCUCUUCAAGCACAGCAACCAUUACAGCAGCAACCGCAGCAACAGCAUCUCCAUCUUCCGUUAAACCAGGAGCAUGAAAGAUCCUCUAAAUUCAACCAUUUGACUUCGGUUGAGGCUCUUGUUGAAGAAUCAGCUGCCUUGGCUUGUUCAUGGUACAAUUCGCUUCCACAACCUUAUAAUAAUGGGCCAAGGGCAUUUUCUCAGGAGGAAAUAUCUGCGGUGGAACAUUUUAUAAGUGGUUAUGGACAUCUCCAUAAAGUUACAAGACAGGAUAUUUGCAAUAGAAUUUGGUCAAGUGAGCGUAAAAAGGAUAAUUUUUGGGAAUCAUUGACAAGAAUACUACCAUAUAGGUCAAGGGCGUCCGUUUACAAACAUGUCCGUCGACAAUUCCAUGUUUUUGAAGUCAGAGGUAAAUGGACACCUGAUGAAGAUGAGUACUUGAAAAAAUUGGCUGCGACGAAGGAGGGAAACUGGAAGGAAAUUGGAGAACUAAUGGGCAGAAUGCCUGAAGACUGCAGAGAUAGGUGGAGAAACUACAUAAAAUGUGGGGACAAUAGAGUACUCAACAAGUGGUCCGAAGCGGAAGAAGAAAAGUUAAAGGAAAUUGUUCAUGAAUUGUUGUCGAAAUCGGAUGGUGACAAGGAGAAUAAGUCAGGACAAGGGCAAAAUGGGAAGUCGGUCAGCAAUAGUAAUAACAGCCACUCUACGGGACUCAACUGGACAAUCGUCAGUGAGAAGAUGAAUGGAGUUCGUUCAAGAAUUCAAUGUAGAUACAAAUGGAACAAACUCAUGAAGAAGAAGGCAAACCUUAGAUCAUCUUAUAUGGAUCCAAGAACAAAACUCUGGUUAGUACAAAAGAUCCAAAGUCUUGGAUUUUUGACCAGAGAUGCAAUUGAUUGGGAUUAUAUAGUUCACUUGUAUGGCGAGAGAGAUCAGAUCAACCCUGAAGAUGGAGACAAAAUCUGGACAUCCUCUGAUUUCAAGGCUGUAUUUGAUAAGAUGGAAACCGAGGUUCGAGACUAUAAGAAAAGAAGAUUGGUGGAGAUUGUUGACGAAUUGUAUUCGUUGUAUGGAAAGUUCGCCGAUGGAAAUAAUGAACAUUUAUCAGAAACUGUCACUGGUAACGGAAGUACACAAGGCGGUCAUAGUGACAAUAGUGCUGCAUAUGCUACUGAAAGGCAGUUAACUGGUGCAGGGUCUACUAAUGAAGAUGUAGAUGAUGCCACGACGAUUGCGAACGCUGCAGUUGCUGCAGUUGCAACUGUGAACUCGGACGAUGUACAGCAGCAAGAGUACAGUUUGUGGAGAUGA